Molecule: messenger RNA, 1296 nt
Organism: Penicillium canescens
Lineage: Eukaryota; Fungi; Ascomycota; Eurotiomycetes; Eurotiales; Aspergillaceae
Product: cytochrome P450
Exons: 3
Coding region: 1-1296 (431 amino acids)
Molecular function (GO): iron ion binding; oxidoreductase activity, acting on paired donors, with incorporation or reduction of molecular oxygen; heme binding
Source: RefSeq, a predicted model, not a curated record
AUGACCGUUCGGAAGAAGUUGACUCCAGCUCUAGGUCGCAUCGUCCCCCGAGUCAUCGACGAACUACGUGGUGCAUUCGACGCACUCCUCCCAGAAUGCGAAGACACUUGGAUCCAAAUCAACCCAAACGAACUCUUCACCCGCCUAAUCGCCCUAGCCACAUCACGCGUAAUGGCCGGCGACGUCCUUCGCCGCAAUGAACAAUGGCUAAACAUCGCAAGCAGCUACACAAAAAACAUAGGGAUUACCGUGGUCCUCUUACGCCCCUUCCCAGCCUACCUUCGACCCCUAGUAGCGCUCUUCCUCCCAUCAGUCCAACAAAUGAAAAAGCAACUCCGCUUCGCGAAGGAUCUCUUCGCACCUAUGGUUCAUGAGCGCAGACAGGCCGCCCUCGCAAAUGACCCGGAUUAUACGAGCCCGGAUGAUUUCCUGCAGUGGAUGAUUGAUCUUGGUGAGGAGCAGGGCGAGACGCUUGAUCCGGAGCUCCUGGCGCAUCAUAUGCUCCUCCUGGUUACGCUAGCUGUUGUUCAUACUAGUACUAUGGCUUUGUGUCAUAAUAUCUAUGAUUUGAUCAUUAUGCCGGAGUAUUUAGAGCCGCUGAGGGAGGAGAUGAAAAGGACACUGCCGGAUGGUUGGUAUAAGGGGACUCAGGCUGCGCUGGUCGAACAGCAUCGGUUGGACAGUUUUAUGCGUGAGUCGCAGCGGUUUGGUCCGCCUGGUGAAUGUGAGUUAUUCUAUCUUUCACUACAGGAGGAGGUUGGGAAUGUUGUUAUCAGCGCUAAUCAUCUGCUCUUUAUAGUAUCUGUCCACCGCAUCGUCAAAGAACCAGUUACCCUCCACGAUGGUCUCACACUCCCCGUCGAAACACAUAUCUGCUUCGCUGCAGGCCCAAUUAGCAGAGACAUGGACUUCCUCCCAGAUGCAGAAACCUUCGACGGAUUCCGGUGGUGUCGAAAACCCGAAGACCGGUAUGCAUUGUCUCCCGAGUUGGCCGCAUCUGCUGCCACUCCAAGUGGCGACAAGAAAGAGAAGGAAAAUACAGAGAAGGCUGUCACUUCGCCUGCCAGCUUUGUGACUAUCAGUGCGACAAACAUGCAUUUCGGAUUCGGGCGUCAGGCUUGCCCCGGUCGAUUCUUCGCGGCGAAUACCCUGAAGGCGAUUAUGAGUCGGAUUAUUCUUGACUAUGAUUUCAAGCUUGCUGGCGAUGAGAGACCUGCUAAUAUUCAUGUUGGGGAGCACAUUUUGCCAAAUCUUAACUCGCAUGUGUUGUUUCGGAAGAGAGCUAUUGGGAUUUGA